GGCAAGGCUUUUCCUGGUCAUCACCCACUUUGGACUUAAUAAAACCACCGAGUCGGUUGCUCAAUUAAUUUAAACGCUCACUCUCCGGAUUAUAGCCUGCACACAAGUUGCUGACCAUGAGGACAAACGUGUGGAUUUACAGAGCUUUGGUGUACAUUGUGGUCUUUAUGGUGGAUCCAGGUCAGUGUGGGAGGACUCAGCAGACGCUACAGAAGUAUGAGAAGAGUGAAAGUCAUAUGCUGGUUUGCACAGACUGCCCUCGGCCCCCUUUGGUGCGAAGCAGCCGAUCGCAGGAACACUGUGCCCGCAAGUGUAAGAAGGGCAAUAAGAAGAAAUUCUUCAACUGUAGGGCUUUCAACUUUCAGAGGCACAACAGGAAAUGCCACUUGCUUCCCUUCGACCGCCUCACCCCUGGAGUGAAGAAGCAAGCCAAUGUCAACUUUACUCUGUAUGAAAAUAAAGACUACAUAAGGGAAUGUAUCGUCGGCACCAAGGACAACUACAGAGGGAGGAGGUCUUGGACAAAGUCAAACAUCACUUGUCAAGCUUGGUCUGAUACAAACAUCAAUGACCACACGUUUUAUCCUGAUAAAUACCCCAAGCAUGACCUGAGGGAGAACUUCUGUCGGAACCCCAACAACGAUCCCGGCGGUCCGUGGUGCUACACCACAGACCCCAAUGUACGUGCUGAGGAGUGUGGUCUACCGCAGUGCUCAGAACAGGUGUGUAUGACGUGCAAUGGGGAGGACUACCGGGGCAAAAUGGACCACACAGAGAGCGGCAAGGAAUGUCAGAGAUGGGACUCCGUAAGGCCACACAGACACCACUUCCAGCCCAAAAAGUUUCGUGACAAAGAUUUAAAGGACAACUACUGUCGUAACCCAAAUAAUCGCGUCCGUCCCUGGUGCUACACCAUGGAUCCGAAGAUUCGAUGGGAGUACUGUAACAUCAGUGUGUGUGACUCAAGUGAGAACACAGAUCUCAAUGUCACAACAUCCUGUGUCCAGGGAAAGGGCACAGAUUACCGAGGCACAAUGAACAUCACUCCAGAGGGUGUGACGUGUCAACGUUGGGACUCCCAGUUUCCCCAUAACCACUCUUAUAUUCCUCAGAACUACAAAUGCAAAGACCUCAGGGAGAACUACUGUCGCAACCCUAAUGGUGCAGAUUACCCAUGGUGCUUCACCACAGACCCUAAUCAGAGGAUAGCCAACUGCACCCACAUCCCCAGGUGUGAUGCUGAGGACACACAAGGAAAUGAAUGUUAUGAAGACAACGGGGAGACCUAUCGGGGCACUUUGUCCAUAACAAGAUCAGGAAUUCCCUGUGGAAACUGGUCACACCACAUCAUCAGUGGGGAUUCUCACUCUGCAGUAUCCCAUGUAGGGCUGGAGAAGAACUACUGCCGGAACCCAGACCGGGACAAGCAUGGCCCUUGGUGUUACACCAAUCCAAACAACCGCUUGGCUUGGGACUACUGCAGGCUGAAACGCUGUGAAUCUCCAACAGUGACUCCUCAGCCCAGCACUCUAACUAUGCCCAAGAUAUCAUGCUUUGUGCACAUAAACACCAGAAUUGUCGGAGGUCACCAAGUGCAGGGUACAGAUGGAAGCUGGGUUGUGAGCAUCCAAAGAGAGAACAUUCACUUGUGUGGUGGCUCACUGAUCAGAGAAAACUGGGUUUUGACGGACCAGCAGUGCUUCACCUCCUGUGUUCCUGGUCUCAGAGAUUACAGCGUGCAGGUUGGCCUCCACCACCUCAACGAGUCCUCAGUCCGCCCUAGAUUGCGGAUUUCUCGCCUGAUCUGUGGUCCAGAGGGAUCCAAUUUGGUUCUGCUGAAACUGGCAGAGCCUGCUCCUGUGUCAGAGGGUGCCUCCACCAUCCAUCUACCAGUAAAAGAGUGUAGCAUCACAGAGGGCACCAACUGCACCAUGUAUGGAUGGGGGGAAACCAAAAAUACAGGAUAUGAUGAGUCACUGAAGGCUGUCACCAUGCCUAUGGUCAAUAAUGACAUGUGUUCACAACUAAAAGGUGAUGCUGGUGACAGCAGAAUAUGUGCCGGCGGCAUCAGAGGAGAAGGCGUAUGUGAUAAAGACAAUGGUGGCCCGUUGGUUUGCCAGGAACAUGAGCGCAAAGUCAUCAUUGGUGUGAGCAUCCAAAGGACGAAAUGUGCCUCGUCGCAGCCCGCGCUCUUUGUCAAUGUUGCUUUCUAUUCAGAGUGGAUAUACAAAGUCUUCAAACUGUACCCCAGUUAGGAGUGGAACUAAUACGAUGGUGUGAAAAACCAGCUCAGACAGGACUGUACUGUAGCACAGCCUGCAAGAGGAGGGAUGGCUUUGGGCCAGAAAAUUCCAAGAUCUCUCCAACAUGGAUGUAUAACAAAACCACUGGGAGAUAUGAGCAUGAGAAAACCCACCUUAUGGAAAGUGGCCAUUUGGGGAUUUUGUGGCCGUAUAUAUCAUCUGACGGAGGAUAGAGAUCAGGAAUCGGAGUGAUGCAGAGAGCGAAGACAUACCACGAUUGGAAUUCCACCCGUUCUUUCAUUAUGCAAAAGAAGAAAUCUGGGUUCAUAGCUUUAAUACCACUUUUAAGAUCAAAGUCUUGGGCACAUUGACAGUGUACUAACUAUAUUUCGACAUGUUCAGAAACUCUGAAGCCAUGCAAAAAAAAAAAAAAAAAAAAAAAAAAAAAAAAA
Messenger RNA from Myripristis murdjan (pinecone soldierfish), 2695 nucleotides. It is a transcript of the gene hgfa, whose product is annotated as hepatocyte growth factor a. Gene Ontology annotation, molecular function: serine-type endopeptidase activity. Gene Ontology annotation, biological process: proteolysis. The transcript has 18 exons. Bases 117 to 2255 code for a protein of 712 amino acids. NCBI's taxonomy places the organism in Eukaryota, Metazoa, Chordata, Actinopteri, Holocentriformes, Holocentridae. The record is from RefSeq and is a predicted model, not a curated record.